GAGGAGGGGCCCGAGAGUGGGGCGGCCGGCGGCAGCCGCCUCCGUGACGACUGCCGGCAGCGCGGCGACCUGAGGAGACCAAGCCGCGGGCCCCGCCGCCGCCGCCACCGCUCCCUGUUGUCUUCUUUCUCCUCUCUCGGCGGGGGCGUCAGGAAUGGGCCCCAGCUGCCGCGGGCCCCGCACCGCGCGCCGCCCGUAGGCCCCGGCAGUGGGGAGGCCGGCCGCCUGACCUCUCACCACCCCUUCGAUCUAGCCAAGCCGUCCCCACCCCAAAUCCCCGGGAAGGAAGAUGAGGGACACGGGCCCGGCGCUCAGCAGCCAGAGCAGCAGCAGCAGCGGUCGGGGGAGGGUGUUUCGCCGUUUCCUCUCAGCCGCCAGGACAAGAUGGCAGCGGCCGCGGAGAGGGGCUGAGCCCGGUCUGGGUGGUGCCGCCUGCUGAAGCGCCUGGCUCCCUGUCCCCGACACGGCCCCGCACCCACCCCGGACAUGCUCAGGGCUGCGGCCGCCCGAAGAGGGGAGAGCGCAGGCCUCUAGGAAGAACUUCCUGAAGCACAGGAUUUCUUGAUGCCAUUGUGAAAGAUCAUCCUCAGUUCAUAAGGUAUGGCCUCACAAGUCUUGGUCUACCCACCGUAUAUUUAUCAAACUCAGUCAAGUGCCUUUUGUAGUGUGAAGAAACUCAAAGUAGAGCCAAGCAGUUGUGUAUUCCAGGAAAGAAACUAUCCACGGACCUAUGUGAAUGGUAGAAACAUUGGAAAUUCUCAUCCUCCCACGAAGGGUAGUGCUUUUCAGACAAAGAUACCAUUUAACAGACCUCGAGGACACAACCUUUCAUUGCAGACAAGUGCUGUUGUUUUAAAAAGCACUGCGGGUGCUACAAAGGUUAUAGCAGCUCAGGCGCAGCAAACUCAAGUGGAGGCACCUCAGAUUGGGGCGUGGCGACACAGGUUGAAUUUCCUAGAAGGCCCCCAGCGAUGUGGAUUGAAGCGCAAGAGUGAGGAGUUGGAUAAUCAUAGCGCAAUGCAGAUUGUGGAUGAGUUGUCCAUACUUCCUGCAAUGUUGCAAACCAACAUGGGAAAUCCAGUGACAGUUGUGACAACUACCACAGGAACAAAACAGAAUUGUACCACUGGGGAAGGUGACUAUCAGUUAGUACAGCAUGAAGUCUUAUGCUCCAUGAAAAAUACCUAUGAAGUCCUUGAUUUUCUUGGUCGAGGCACUUUUGGCCAGGUAGUCAAAUGCUGGAAAAGAGGGACAAAUGAAAUUGUAGCAAUCAAAAUUUUGAAGAACCACCCUUCUUAUGCACGUCAAGGUCAGAUAGAAGUGAGCAUACUAGCAAGGCUCAGUACUGAAAACGCUGAUGAAUAUAACUUUGUACGAGCUUAUGAAUGCUUUCAGCACCGUAACCAUACUUGUUUAGUCUUUGAGAUGCUGGAACAAAACUUGUAUGACUUUCUGAAACAAAAUAAGUUCAGUCCUCUGCCACUAAAAGUGAUUCGACCCAUUCUUCAGCAAGUGGCCACUGCACUGAAAAAAUUGAAAAGUCUUGGUUUAAUUCACGCAGACCUCAAACCAGAGAAUAUUAUGUUGGUGGAUCCUGUUCGACAGCCAUAUAGGGUUAAAGUAAUAGACUUCGGGUCUGCCAGUCAUGUAUCAAAGACUGUUUGUUCAACAUAUCUGCAAUCUCGGUACUACAGAGCUCCAGAGAUUAUAUUGGGGUUGCCAUUUUGUGAAGCCAUAGACAUGUGGUCACUGGGAUGCGUGAUUGCAGAAUUAUUCCUUGGAUGGCCUCUCUACCCAGGAGCCUUGGAGUAUGACCAGAUUCGAUACAUUUCUCAGACUCAAGGUUUACCAGGAGAACAGUUGUUAAAUGUGGGUACAAAAUCCACAAGAUUUUUUUGCAGAGAAACAGAUAUCUCUCAUUCUGGUUGGAGAUUAAAGACACUGGAAGAACAUGAGGCUGAGACAGGAAUGAAGUCUAAAGAAGCCAGAAAGUACAUAUUCAACAGUCUGGAUGAUAUAGUGCAUGUGAACACAGUGAUGGAUUUGGAAGGAAGUGAUCUUUUGGCUGAGAAAGCUGAUAGAAGAGAAUUUGUUAGUCUGUUGAAAAAAAUGUUGCUGAUUGAUGCAGAUUUAAGAAUUACUCCAGCAGAGACUUUGAACCAUGCUUUUGUUAAUAUGAAACAUCUUCUAGAUUUCCCGCAUAGCAACCAUGUAAAGUCCUGUUUUCAUAUUAUGGAUAUUUGUAAGUCCCAUCCGAAUUCAUGUGACACAAAUAAUCACAAUAAAACUUCACUCUUGAGACCAGUUGCUCCAAGCAGUACUGCUAAUCUGACAGCAAAUUUUACUAAAAUUGGCACAUUAAGAAGUCAGGCAUUAACCACAUCUGCUCAUUCAGUUGUGCACCAUGGGAUUCCUCUGCAGGCUGGAACUGCUCAUUUUGGUUGUGGUGAUGCUUUUCAGCAGACACUGAUUAUCUGUCCACCAGCUAUUCAAGGUAUUCCUGCAACACAUGGUAAACCCACUAGUUAUUCAAUAAGGGUAGAUAAUACAGUACCCCUUGUAACACAGGCCCCAGCCAUGCAGCCACUACAGAUCCGACCAGGAGUUCUUUCUCAGACAUGGUCUGGUAGAACACAGCAGAUGCUGGUACCUGCCUGGCAACAGAUAACACCCAUGGCUCCUGCUACUACAUUAGCUUCUGAGGGUAUGGCUGGUUCACAAAGGCUUGGAGACUGGGGGAAAAUGAUUUCACACAGCAAUCAUUAUAGCUCAGUGAUGCCACAACCUCUUCUAACCAAUCAGAUCACCUUAUCAGCCCCUCAGCCAAUUAGUGUGGGCAUCGCACAUGUUGUGUGGCCUCAGCCUGCCACCACCAAGAAAAAUAAACUGUGCCAGAACAGGAGUAAUUCAUUGCAGAAUACCAAUAUCCCACAAUCAGCAUUUAUUUCUCCAAAGAUAGUAACUGGGAAAGAUGUUGAGGAAGCAAGUUGCAUAGAAACACAGGACAAUCAUAACUCAGAAGGAGAGGCAAGAAAUUGUUGUGAAACUUCUAUCAGGCAGGACUCUGAUUCAUCAGUUUCAGAUAAACAGCGGCAAACCAUCAUCAUCGCUGACUCCCCGAGUCCAGCGGUGAGUGUGAUCACCAUUAGCAGUGACACUGAUGAGGAAGAGUCGUCACAGAGACAUUCGCUCAGAGAAUGUAAAGGUAAUCUGGAUUGUGAAGCUUGCCAGAGCACUUUGAAUAUUGAUCGGAUUUGUUCAUUAAGUAGUCCUGAGAGUACUCUGAGCACCAGCUCCUCAGGGCGGUCCAGCCCAUCCCCUUGCAAGAGACCGAACAGUAUGUCAGAUGAAGAACAGGAAAGUAGUUGUGAUACUGUGGAUGGCUCUCCAACAUCAGACUCUUCAGGACAUGACAGUCCGUUUGCAGAGAGCAGUUUUGUGGCAGAUACUCAUCAAAAUACAGAACUGGUAACCUCUGCUGACACAGAAACCAAACCAGCUGUUUGUACUGUUGUGGUGCCACCAAUGGGACUAGAAAAUGGAUUAAAUGCCGAUGAGCAUAUGGCAAACACAGAUUCUGUAUGCCAGCCAUUAAUAAAAGGACGAUCUGCUCCUGGAAGAUUAAACCAGCCUUCCGCAGUAGGUAAUCGUCAGCAAAAAUUGACAUCAGCAUUCCAGCAGCAGCAUUUGAAUUUCAGUCAGGUUCAGCACUUUGGAUCUGGGCAUCCAGAGUGGAAUGGAAACUUUGGACAUCGAAGGCAGCAAGCUUAUAUCCCUACUAGUGUUACUAGUAAUCCAUUCACUCUUUCUCAUGGAAGUCCUAAUCACACAGCUGUGCACGCCCAUCUGGCUGGAAAUACGCACCUCGGAGGACAGCCUACUCUACUUCCAUACCCGUCAUCAGCUGCCCUCAGCAGUGCUGCCCCAGUGGCCCACCUCUUAGCCUCUCCGUGUACCUCAAGACCUAUGUUACAGCAUCCAACUUAUAAUAUCUCCCAUCCCAGUGGCAUAGUUCACCAAGUCCCAGUGGGCAUAAAUCCCCGUCUGUUACCAUCCCCAACCAUUCAUCAGACUCAGUACAAACCAAUCUUCCCACCACAUUCUUACAUUGCAGCAUCACCUGCAUAUACUGGAUUUCCACUGAGUCCAACCAAACUCAGCCAGUAUCCAUAUAUGUGAAAAUUCAAAAGAGUAUAUUGAGGAAGCUCAAUGAUAUAAACAUUUGAUUAAAAAUAAAACAUGGUAUUUAAUAAAUAUUAGCCAUGGCACAAGAAAAUUAUUUUUGAAUCAUGUAGACUUGGGUGCAAUUUAAACAACUUUGAGCUUUAAAAAAAAACUCACUUUUAAUGUGUUUUGCACAUUUGGUAUAACUUGUCUUUGGUCAUGUUAUCUUCUUAUGUAGUAACUCUAGGCAGGUGACUUAUGGGAGCAGAAGUCCAGUUUUGCUCCCGCUAUUUUUUAUAAAAUUGCCUUCUAACUAGUGCAAGACACGUCUAUAUUUGGGAAGCCAUUCUGUGUACAGACUUAGAGCAACAGAUGCACAUAUGUCAGAAUUACAGCAUACAAGUGAAUUGUAUUAUCUGUGUCUUAGUGUAUAAAUGUUGGGUCACUUACCUAAGAAAUUGAGCUAUUGUUCUUUACAUUUGCAUGUGUCUUUGCAUGGGCAAAAUGUUGCCUAGACUUUGCUCUUAAAUGUUGUUCUAAUAAUCUCAGCUGCAUUGUAAACCGUUCCCACACAUAGUGCCUUAAAUAUUUGAGGUUGUUAAUGUUAUUACUAUAUAUAAAUGUUGAGGACUGCAGCACUUAAAGUUCAGACUUACUCUUUAGUUUCCUUUGAUGGAGUAAUGUUCAUUUUUGGUUUUGUGUGGUAUGAUUUCAGGUUGUUGCUGUUUUUUCCUUACUAAGAGGGCAGCAUGUUUGCUAUAGCUGAAUUCUGCUGUCUUGAUUUUUCAGAAUGAUCUAGCUUCAAGAAAAGCAAGCAGGUAGUAGUGCUUAAGAAAAAUUGAUUCAGUAUCUAAUGGAUAGUUGAUACCUGUCACAACACAGCAUUUUAUAUACUGUUAAGUGAAACUGCAAUACAAUCUAAGUUUAUUUUGGGACUGUUUGCUGUAUAAUUGGAUUUAAUAAAAUGUUUAGAGAUGCAGUACAGUAGGCAUGACUUUGAGUAGAUAAUGAAAGAAAAUGCAAAAUGCUCAUUGAUUCAUGAUGUGGUUUCAUCCUAGCUUGGGCAAACCAUGCAGUAUUUAAUAAAUAGUAGCAGAAUAUUUACCAUUGAAGCUUGAAAAGAUGUGAGUUCUUUGUGUGCAAUUUUUCAUUUAUGCAUGUGAGAGGGUUUGUUUUGUUUUGUUUUUAAGUAUUUUUACAUUGUAGUACUUGUUUUGCUUGUUGGUGGUGUUUGCUUAUUUAAUACAUUCCGUCAGGGACAGAAAUUACAUGCUUGUUUUCCUAGGAAGUGCGUCUUGGGUUUUUCCUUCCUUUAUUUUAUUUUAUUUUAUUUUAUUUUUUUUGGUGGUGGUGGUGGUGAUGUUUAAAUGAAGUUGCUUUUACAGCACCAAAGACUUAAUCAUCCAUUUCCUAUAUAAAAGGUAGCUACUUUUUGCAUAGACCUCAAGUAUAUUGUAGUGUAGAGGUGGAAUUUAAAGGAAGGUAUUAAGCAGGCUGUGUUUUAGCUUAUGGGCAAAUAAUAAAUUGUAUCAUUUAUCUUGAAUGUAUCAUAGAUAAGCUGCUAUAUAACGAUUGCCACUUCAGAUAGCUGUGAAAUUAGGUGAUUAACUAGUUGUUAUUUAGCCUUCUAAUUUCUGUAUAAGUCUAAUUACAUGAAAUAGAAGUUGGGGUUUUGAUUUUUUACUUUGCUUUUCUGUUUGGAGUGUCAUUGUAACUACUGUAUUGUAAAUGAUGGAAAAAAAUUGCAUAUGUUAUUUUGGGGUGUGUUAUUUGCAUCAGUAUUUUAUCUCUAUUAAUGUUUGUGCUCAUCACUGCAUAUAAAAAAACUGGGAUGUAUCAAUGUAACUUAAUUUUUAAUUUUCAUACUGGCAUUGUAGACACUUGAGAAAGCUGUAUCUUGCAGGCUUGACUUAACUUUUUUUCCUUAAAAAUCUGGAAUAUAAUCUUAUAGCAUUUACUGGAAUAAACAGUACAAAGCAUUUGAGUGUAAAACUCCAACUGUUUUGGAUUUACAGCAUUUCUUUGAUAAAUGAAUUGCAUACCACUAGUACAGAUCUAGUACAGCGUUGACAAUAAGCUAAUAAUGGAUAAACUUUUCUUUACUCCAUUAAUACAAGCAGUGUUUUAUUUAAUAAUCAUCAAUGAAAUAAAUGUGCCUGAAAUUAAUUUUAAAAAUUACAGUAUUAGAUCAUAAGAUAAAAACCAGCAGUACAUUUUUAGUCACACUGAAAAUGAAGGACUUAAUUUUCCCCACAAGUUUCAGUGUUUUUAGUAAUCAAUUCUAUGCAUUUUAUAUAAAUAGAAAUAUAUAUAUAUAUUACACAUAAAAAGGAGUAGCCUAAGAUUAAUUUAAAAGAUUAUUUACAGAUGGCAAAUUUAUGGAGUCACUAUUUAAGUAAACUUGCUGCCCUCCACAGCCUUCUAAUUUUAUUUAUCUGUUCCAGCAGUUUACUGGUAUCUGCUCACUUUUUGGAGAAGAAUCAAUGCUGGCAGCGGAUGUUUCAGAAACACCAAGUGCAAAGGAUUGAUUGAUGUUUGUACCAGGUACAAAACUGGUGCAGUUUUCUUUCUGUUCAGGGCCAUGUUCACUACCCUGAAACAUCGUAUUUUCUGUAUUUCUGUUCCAAGACUGAGAUGUCUUGUUAAAUUGAUGGUGAAUGAUAAACUUCAGUGUUUUCAUAAUAUAAUAGUCCUGUUUGAUAAAGGCGUACCCAAGUUAAGUACACUGUUCUUAACUGAUUCUAAUCAUGUGCUUUUUAUGUGUUUAAGAAGAUAAAAAAAGAUCCAAGAUCCUGCUAAAGUCUAAAUUUAGCAUACUGACAAAAGAGUUUGUACUCUCUUUAAAACCAUUUUUACCAGUUUUCUUUGGUUUUACUGCUUUCUUAAAUAAAACACUGCAUGACUUCCAAGUUGCGUAUUUGCAUACUACUUUAAUUUACAAAUUAUUUUUAAAUCAAAUAUCUUGAUAUUUCAUUUCUUUUCCUUCAGGGUGUUUAAAUAUGUUACUGUAGUAGCAAAACUUUUUCAUUUUAAAAAUCUCUACUACUAAUUUUAAAGUUGAUUUGUGUUAAGUAAAAGUUAAAUCAUACACUGCAAGGUGUAGGAAGAUUUGUUUUAAAGAACCCAAUGAUAUAGAUUUGAUUACUAAGUUUGAACUGUUAACUUUAACAGUUUUAGACUUGUGGCUUUCUUUCUUUGGUUUGUUUUUGCUUUUACUUCUAUGCUACACUAGUUUGCCAUGUAGCAAUUGCACUGUGCAAUAUUACAAUAAGGACUGGGAAAAUUUUUAUGGAUGUAAUGUCUAUUACGGUUUGCGAUAGUAUUUCUCUCUAGUUCUCAGUGAUUUAAAUGUGACCAAGCCUUCUGUACUUUGUCACAAAAAGCGGGUUUUCCAGGUGACUAUUUUGGUGAGUGUCAAAAUAAGAAUUUAUGGUGUAUUACUGUCGAUUCACUUUGAAUUAAAAUAUAUAUAUUGCAGCAAA
Molecule: messenger RNA, 7646 nt
Organism: Kogia breviceps (pygmy sperm whale)
Lineage: Eukaryota; Metazoa; Chordata; Mammalia; Artiodactyla; Physeteridae
Gene: HIPK3
Product: homeodomain interacting protein kinase 3
Biological process (GO): peptidyl-serine phosphorylation; peptidyl-threonine phosphorylation
Cellular component (GO): PML body; nucleus; cytoplasm
Molecular function (GO): ATP binding; protein tyrosine kinase activity; protein serine/threonine kinase activity
Source: RefSeq, a predicted model, not a curated record